AUGCCGAUCACUCACCUUGCUCCGACACCUCAGUCUCACGAUGGUUUGUACUACGCGACAAACAGUCCGUAUCAGUUGAACGGACCGAGAGGUUUCACGGAGUUUAGGUAUCUGGAAGAGACGACGGAUCUGUUCGUGAGGCUCGACUUCCCUGGAAUCAUCAAAGAGAGCGUCAAAAUCCUUCUCGAGCCUUCGAAAAAAGCAGUCAUCGUCAUCGGAGACGCACCGAAAGAACACGGACACGACUCGUCGGGACGGAAAUACGGAACCGCAACGGGUCUUGUCUGUGACUGUUGUCAGAUAAGCAACGUUCAGUGUUUCGUCGGAGAUGGUGUCGUCAGGCUUAUCCUCUCAAAGAAGAAGAUCAAUCUUCACUCUCCUUCCUCCUGCGGUUCCAACUCAUUUGGAGAAGGUCCAAGAAUGGCGAAUAAUUUGGUUGCUAACCUUUGUGCUCUUGCUCGAGUACUUCGUGAGCAUUACCCAGAAGAUAACACAGGAGGAAGUAACCCGCAAGACACAGGCGCAAGUGCCCAUCCUCUUGCUCAUCUUCGUGGACUUAACCCACAAGGUCGCCGCGGCACUGACCCACUCGAUCCGGCGUACACUGGUCCGGUCAUCAUACCGCACCCGUCGGUGUUGGAGGGACCAAACACGGCCUACGAGACAAAGCGGCUCCAAAACGGCGGUCUGUUUCUGCGUAUUGACAUGCCCGGAGUCCCCAGGGAGAAUUUCACGGUGGAGGUGGAAGGCGGCAUCGUCACCGUCAUCGGUCUUGCUCCUCCGGCGAUGUAUGACUCGAGCGGCCGUUAUUACGGAGGCAAGGUGGCCGUCUUGCCGAGAGGCUAUGACAACCGUCUGAUCAGAAAGAUCACCAAGCACGGUGUGCUCCGCCUCAUCUUCCCUUCCCCUUAA
This is a messenger RNA of Arabis nemorensis, 912 nucleotides long. NCBI's taxonomy places the organism in Eukaryota, Viridiplantae, Streptophyta, Magnoliopsida, Brassicales, Brassicaceae. The record is from the annotation of a GenBank genome assembly.